Trypanosoma cruzi is the source of this 489-nucleotide messenger RNA. RefSeq lists its product as uncharacterized. Bases 1 to 489 code for a protein of 162 amino acids. The record is from RefSeq and is a predicted model, not a curated record. Lineage: Eukaryota; Euglenozoa; Kinetoplastea; Trypanosomatida; Trypanosomatidae. The transcript has a single exon.
AUGGAUGAGGACCGCACCGCAUCUCUCUUCCCCCUCAUCAUCCUCUCAGUCCACAGCAGCCACAGGCCACAUGUACCGCACGGCAGCGGCGGGACCACCAUUCGGACGGCUGCGAGCCAAUCGGACUGUGCAGUUGAUGUGGAUCCUUUUUCCCCGUGUCUGCGUACAGCCGCCGUGCUCCUCCAUUCUUCUUUUUCUUCCUGUGUAUGCCGUGCGCGUAUGAGUUCGCUGUUUCUUGUGCUGUGCCGACUCAUUGGUCACACCAGCGACGCUAGUGGUCAUGUUUGUUUUUGCCGGGACCCUGUUACCUGGGACGGCGGCUGUGUGGGGUUGCGCGGGCGGUGCGAGGGUGAUGGUGCUACUGAAUUGAUUGCGUCUGCGCGGUUUCCUGUUGGCGUUUGUACUGUGGUGGUUAUUGUGUAUUACCGGAUGCCUCGGCGUGCCACUGUGUUUGGUUACUGUGGUUGCUUCCUUUUAUUCCCUUUCUGA